Molecule: messenger RNA, 1037 nt
Organism: Galendromus occidentalis (western predatory mite)
Lineage: Eukaryota; Metazoa; Arthropoda; Arachnida; Mesostigmata; Phytoseiidae
Gene: Gas41
Product: YEATS domain-containing protein 4 Gas41
Exons: 5
Coding region: 189-872 (227 amino acids)
Biological process (GO): regulation of DNA-templated transcription
Source: RefSeq, a predicted model, not a curated record
CAACACGGAAUAUAAUCGAACGCACGCAGUUCGAAAACCGGCUCUCGAGUCGUUCCCAUGUUUUUGCUACUGAUGGAGGGAUCGUUCUAACUUUUGGCCGUUUCCACGAAGCUCUCGCAAUAUCGCCUUUGCCGGACUCGAUUGCGGCUCUUAUGUGCGACUUUUGAUUCCGCAGCCAGUUUUUCGGGAUGGCAAAAAUUCUCCCGCCUCAAAUUAUCGACGAAGGAUCUCUCCAGCAGGGUCGGGUAGAUUGCAAGAAUGCUCCAAUUGUCAAACCUAUCGUCUACGGAAAUGAAGCCAGAUAUUUCGGGAAAAAACGAGAGGGUGAUGGACACACUCACGAGUGGAAGGUGUACUUCAAACCAUGGCGCAAUGAGGAUAUGAGUACCUGGAUCAAGAAAGUCCAUUUUAAAUUACACGAGAGCUACGAGAACCCAAACCGCAUCAUCUUGGCCCCCCCUUACGAAGUAGCCGAGACCGGCUGGGGAGAAUUCGAGAUUGUGAUCAAAGUCUACUUCCACGAUCCAAAUGAGAGACCUGUGACGCUCUACCACGUGCUCAAGCUAUUCCAAACCGGCAAUCAGGUGGAGCAGAACUCGAAGAAACUCGUGGCCGAGACUUACGAUGAAAUCAUUUUUUGUGAACCCACCCUGCAAAUGCAUCAGCUGCUCACACAGCCGACCGUUCCUCUCGCGGGUCAAGCGCCAGCCUUGUGGAAACAUGAAACGGACCUCGAAGAGAAACGACGCCGGACUCUCGCGAGCAUCAAGUCCGCGCAAGUCAAAGUUCGCCAAGAGAUCGCAGAGUUGAAGGAGAAAAUCAUGACGACGAGGGAGUCGAUUGAGCUGUCCGCUGCUCAGCUACAGAAUUGACCUCGCCGCUGAUGGAUUGAACCCAUGUAUAGAAACAGAGAUCGACGUGACAUACGCGGAAUGACGAGCAAGCGAUGGUGCAUCUCGUGUCACGAAGCGUCAUUAGGUAGCGAAACGGCUGAGAAAUGACGGAAUCUCCUUUAAUAGAUCGUGUUCUUAGACUGA